AUGCUCAACGACGACGAAGACGUUUUCGACAGCGUUACCUGGGAAUCCCCUUCAGCGACUGGAUACGACAACCACGAUGAAAACGCUGCCAUAGGCCCAGGUUUCAGACAGAGCACAGCCGAUGGCAAUGACGACCCACUCCAACCCAAAUGGGAGGGAUACCUCAUUACCUCGGUGCGCGACCCAGUCAAGGAACUUGCUGAAACAAAGGAUGCAUAUGUUUCGUACCUAGUGUCGGCCAAGACAAACCUUCCCAUAUUCUCGACCCCGAACCCUUCAUCCCGACGUCGGUUCCAAGACUUUGUAUUUCUCAAGGAGAAUCUAUCGCGAGACUUUCCAGCAUGCGUCGUCCCAGCGCUCCCCGACAAGCACCGACUUGAAUACAUCACAGGGGACCGGUUCAGUCCCGAGUUCAUGGAGCGUCGACGGGUAGACUUGCACCGUUUCCUCCAACGGAUAGCUCGACAUCCAAUCCUGCAGCGGAGUACCCUCGUGCGCGCCUUCUUCGAGUCGACAGAAUGGCACGUAUACAUGCACCAGCAUAUUGCCCACCCCCCGACGCAAGAGCCGGCACCUGGACUCAUUGAUAAUCUCUCGGACACCCUGUUGAAUGCCUUCUCUCGUGUGCGCAAACCCGACGAGAGGUUCCUCGUCAUGCGGGAGAACGUCGACAAGUUCGAGGAAGGUCUAACUUCGAUGGAACGGUUGUACACCCGGCUUCGAAACAGGACGAGUGAUUUGACUGCCGACUACCAUGACCUCGCCGUUGCGGUCCAAGGACUAGGAUUCUUGGAGUCGGGGAUCACAGAUCCCUUGAAUCACUUCUCGAAUACACUCCUAGAGUUCUCAGCACUCUUGCGACACCUGACACAAACGACGACUGAUCCGCUCCUGGUCCACCUCCAUUCACUCUUGACGUACUCACAUGCGAACCGAGCCGUGCUUAAGCUCCGAGACCAGAAGCAGCUUGAUCUCGAGGAACUAACAGAUUACUUGUCUGGCGUAACCGCAGAACGCGAUCGCCUUUCUGCGAUCAUCAGCGGCCAUGCUGGAAGUUCGGGAUUGGGCAUCGGUGCGUAUAUCAAGGAUAGAGUGGAUGCUCUGCGUGGUGCAGACGACGAUCGGAGUCGGGUUGAGAAGAUGAAGAAACUUGAUUCGAAGAUUAAAGAGCUGCAAGAUGCUGUGACCACCGCCCAUGAGACAUCAGAUGCCUUCAAUGACGCAACACUGCGGGAGCAAACUAUCUUCCAAUAUGCGAAGCAAGAAGAAUUGAAAGAGACUCUUGGAGAACUUGCGGAUGGGCAGAUCGAGUUCUACAAGGCGGCGAUGGAGGAGUGGGACAGAAUUAUACCCAUCAUACAGCGUAUUCGUGUGGACGUUUAA
Messenger RNA from Coprinopsis cinerea okayama7#130, 1383 nucleotides. Its product is annotated as lipid binding protein. Gene Ontology annotation, cellular component: phagophore assembly site. Gene Ontology annotation, biological process: cytoplasm to vacuole targeting by the Cvt pathway; autophagy. The coding region runs from base 1 to 1383 and encodes 460 amino acids. The transcript has 9 exons. NCBI's taxonomy places the organism in Eukaryota, Fungi, Basidiomycota, Agaricomycetes, Agaricales, Psathyrellaceae. The record is from RefSeq and is a predicted model, not a curated record. Gene Ontology annotation, molecular function: phosphatidylinositol binding.